AUGCUUGUUUUUCUGCUAUUAAGUAUCACCAAACAUAUCUCAAUUGCUGACAGUGGCUUUGUUUAUGCGAAUAAUGGAGAAUCAGAUGAGUUCAACCUCUACAUGACCAACUCUGCCAGUGUUCUGGACGAACUUUUCGCAAAACGAUCGUACAACAAAAAUCACCCACCAAUUUUUGUGCCUAUGCCGAAAAAUUUCUCAGCAAGUAAAACUCGACGUAUGAAGAUCGAAUUCAUGCUCAACUACGUGAAGUUAUUUGACCUGAACUGGCGUGACCCGAGACUCACCUGGAACGAAACGCAAUUUGGAGGGGUCACCUCAGUUUUGACCACUUCAGACAUGAUAUGGAUAGCCGAUGCCGGGAUUUCUAGUGCCAAGACCCUGGAUGUGGUGAGCGGUCUGGCCACGCAAACAGUGCAAAUCUAUAGCAAUGGGACGAUCUCAAUGACAACGCCAUACUACGCGGAAACGGCUUGUCCAAUUUAUGCAAAUGUCUUCCCGUUUGAUUCACAGAACUGCAGCAUCGAGAUUCUUUCGCUUUCUUUAGCAACUGAAUGGAUCUCAAUGGAAGCAAGCUUUCUCAAUUUACCCGGACAAUUGGUUGGAAAUGGUGAAUGGGACGUGGUGAAUGCUUCGGCAGUCUUGUUUCCACCAGGAUUGACCGAAGUGAUGCAAAUUGUCACUUUUCUGAUCAUUAUCAAACGUGUACCAAACUUUUAUGUCUACGUCAUCGCUUUGCCGUGUUUCAUUCUGACCGUUUUAUCGAUUAUCGGAAUGUUUUGGACACCGAAUACGAAAAAGGAACAGUUGACAAAACUGAGUAUCGGACUUACAAGUCUUGUCUCAAUCACUGUUUUGAUGGGAAUGUUGGCGGAUGCUAUUCCGAAAACUCAAGUUUUUCCGUUGCUUGGUAUCUACGUGGUAGCUUGUGUUGGAAUUACCUCAGCAGCUUGUGUGGUCAUCGUCAUGUACUCAAUACCGAAACCUGGCAAAGAUGAACAAAAGAAAGAAUCGGAUCUCAAAAACUCAAAGCUGAAAGAAGCCAAAAUUGGAUCUCUUCCAUUACCUGAUACCGAGAAUCAAAUUUUCAGCGCCACUUUGGAAGUGAGAAUGAAUUGGCGAGAUCCAAGACUUGCGUGGAACUCGACAAAGUUCGGUGGAGUCAAAUCGGUCUUUGUCACGUCGGAUGUGCUCUGGAUUCCUGAUACUCGUUUUGGAAAUGUUAAAACGUUGGAUACUGUCAAUGGAAUGUCAAUGUCGAUCGCUCACAUUUUCAGCAAUGGAACGGUUUUCAUUACAACAGCUUAUUAUGCAGAGUCGACUUGUGGAAUCAAGGCAAGCACUUUCCCUUUCGACAAGCAGAACUGCUCGUUGGCUAUUUUGUCUCUGGGAUUGGAAUCAAAAUAUAUCUCUUAUGGAAUUGGAAUCGAAAAUGAAUCAACGGUGACAACGGGAAAUGGUGAAUGGUUGAUUACCGGUGCUUUGCCUAAAACUUAUCCGCAAAUUUACACAAAUAUGGAUAUUGUCGGCUUUCUAAUAAUGAUCAAAAGAGUACCGAAUUUCUACGUCUACGUGAUCGCUCUUCCGUGCUUCAUUCUAACGAUGAUUUCAAUUAUUGGAAUGUUUUGGUCACCGAAUAUAAAAAAGGAGCAAUUAGUCAAGCUCAGUAUCGGUUUAACGAGCCUUGUUUCGAUGACUGUUUUGUUGGACAUGUUGGCUUCGGAGAUUCCCAAAACUCAAGUGUUUCCAUUGCUUGGAAUUUACGUGGUAAGCUGUGUUGGGAUCACUUCUCUCGCCUGUGUGAUCGUCGUCGUGCACGCAUUGCCAAACCCCGAGAAGUUGACGAAAAGGGAAAUUGAGAAGUUGAAAGAAGCAAACAAGGGACAAACAAGGUUACGAUUCGUGAUUGAAUCAAUAAAGGAGUUCACAUGGCAUCGACAUUUCUUUCUUCUGUGCUUCUUUGAAGCAAUGAAUGCUAUUGGUUUCAUCAUAUUUUUGUCAUAUUGGGAAGAU
Molecule: messenger RNA, 2013 nt
Organism: Mesorhabditis belari
Lineage: Eukaryota; Metazoa; Nematoda; Chromadorea; Rhabditida; Rhabditidae
Source: the annotation of a GenBank genome assembly